Epinephelus lanceolatus (giant grouper) is the source of this 2602-nucleotide messenger RNA. RefSeq names its product ADP-ribosylation factor-binding protein GGA1-like. Gene Ontology annotation, molecular function: small GTPase binding; ubiquitin binding; phosphatidylinositol binding. NCBI's taxonomy places the organism in Eukaryota, Metazoa, Chordata, Actinopteri, Perciformes, Serranidae. The record is from RefSeq and is a predicted model, not a curated record. Gene Ontology annotation, cellular component: trans-Golgi network. Gene Ontology annotation, biological process: Golgi to plasma membrane transport; intracellular protein transport; protein localization to cell surface.
CUUGUUUAGAGUUCCCGAAAGAUGGCGGCGGCGCCUCCGGAUGAGGCUAGCCUGCAGUCUCGCAUCAACAAGGCCACCAACCCUUUGAAUAAGGAGACCGACUGGGACAGUAUCAAGGGGUUUUGUGAUCAGCUCAACGAUGAACCAGACGGUCCCCAGCUUGCAACCAGACUUCUGGCCCACAAGAUCCAGUCUCCUCAGGAGUGGGAGGCUAUGCAAGCGCUCAUGGUUCUGGAGACAUGCAUGAAGAACUGUGGAAAGCGAUUUCACAGUGAAGUGGGAAAGUUUCGCUUUCUCAAUGAGCUCAUCAAAGUGGUGUCACCCAAGUACUUGGGUGCCCGGGCUCCAGAGGCAGUGAAGAAGAAGGUGUUAGAAAUAAUGUACAGCUGGACAGUGAGGCUGCCUGACGAGACCAAAAUAGCAGAUGCCUAUCAGAUGCUGAAGAAGCAGGGCAUUGUCAAGCUGGAUCCUGUGCUUCCUGAUGACAAGCCCCUCCCACCCCCUCCACCCAGAGCCAAAAAUGUCAUCUUUGAGGAUGAGGAGAAAUCCAAGAUGCUGUCUCGCCUAUUGAACAGCACUCACCCAGAAGAUCUAAGGGCUGCAAACAAGCUCAUUAAGGAAAUGGUCCAGGAGGACCAAAAGCGUGUGGAGAAAGUAUCAAAGCGAUUAAACGCCAUCCAGGAGGUGAAAGAGAGUGUGAGCCUGCUGAGCCAGCUGCUGGAGGGCUACAGCAGGGACAGCUGCUCCCAAAGCAACCAGGAACUCAUUAAGGAUCUUUACCAGCGCUGUGAAAAAAUGAGGCCUACGUUGUUCCGAUUAGCAAGUGAUACAGAGGACAGUGAUGAAGCUUUAGCGGAUAUCUUACAGGCCAAUGACAGCCUGACACAGGUCAUCAACCUGUACAGACACCUGGUGAAGGGAGAGGAUGUUCCAAAGGACGGCACAACCAUGCCCUCACAGCCAGACGGCACUAGCUCAGCACUAGUAGACCUGAUGGGACUUAACGCAUCAGCCAACUCAGCACCAUCCAACCCAGAGCCCUCCAACCUACAGAGCCUGACUCAGACCGUGGGCAUCAGCCUCUUGGAUGAUGAGCUCAUGUCACUGGGUCUGAAUGUAACGGAAAACUUCGACUCUCAGAACACUUUCCAGGUGCAGACUUCUUCUAAUAGCACCGAACCAUCUGCUGCAUCGAUCCCUGCCGCAGUGUUGCUACCAGCUGUGGUCCAAACACCGCAGGCUCCUCCAGCAGGGGGCCCCACUGCUCCCUCUAAACCCAUGGACGAGCUGGAAUUGUUGGGGAAGACAUUGUUACAGCAGUCUCUACCUCCAGAAAGCCAGCAGGUCAAAUGGGAUAAGCUCCAACCUCAUUCCAGAGUCACCUUACGAGAUCUGCAGACCAAGUCUAGCACCAACUCAAGACCCACUCCCAAUGCAACCACCACCUCCUCUGGUCCCGCGACUGCUCCAGGGCCCACGCCCAGCCUACCCAUCCAAUCAGAGCAGCCUGACACUCUCCUCCUCUCCAAUCUCAGUCUGGCAGCUGCUGAGAAAAGCUCUUCAGCUGCUGCCGAGCCCUACGACAACAUCUCUCUCACUGACGUUACUGUGCCUCUGGAAGCAAUCAAACCUAGCAGCUUAUUACCAGUGACUGUAUUCGACAAACACAGUCUCCGGGUUUUGUUCACCUUUGCCCGAGACUGUCCUCCUUCACGACCCGACGUGCUGGUGGUGAUCAUCUCCAUGCUGUCCUCAGCCCCCAUUCCUGUCACCAACAUCCGCUUUCAGGCAGCUGUACCAAAGGUGAUGAAAGUAAAGCUGCAGCCUCCAUCCAGCACCGAGCUCCCGGCCUUCAAUCCCAUCCUGCCUCCAGCUGCCAUCACACAGAUCCUGCUGCUGGCCAACCCUCACAAGGAAAAAGUACGUUUGCGGUACAAGCUGACAUUCAACCUGGGUGACAAAUCUCACGAUGAAUCUGGCGACGUGGACCAGUUCCCGCCUCCAAAUACCUGGGGGAACCUUUAGUGAGAACGUCCCACCUCCCGUCAUCUGAUCUGCUGCUUCCUUUAGAUUUAGGUUGAAGUUGUCCCUCAUUGCUGGCUCGAGGCGAGAUGGCCUCUCUACACUUCAGUAGUAUUUGACUCUGGUUUGGUAAAACAAACUGACAUUAGGCCAGUUGUGGGAACCAGCUUCUACCUUGUGCCUUCCUUCGCAGCCUUUCUGUCCUUAUUCGAUCAUCUCCACGUUCCUGUGUUUCGUAGCUACUUUUCCCUCCUCCAGCAAUCAUUCCAGCGCAAACUAUAAAGCAAACUGUCAGAAACUUUGAUUCAAUGCAGUGACUUUUGGGGAAACAAGUUGACCCUUUUAAAAACUGAAUGUGUGCAUUUUUCUGAUCAAAGGGAGAGCUCACCCUAAAAUCAAAAAUAUAUAUUUUUCCUCUUGCCUGUGGUACUACUGAUGUGUGAGGUGCUGAGUGUUGGAUAUAUCGGCUGUAGAGAUGUCUGUUUUGUUCUAAGUUAGUGGAGCGAGAUGGCACUCGGCUUGUGGUGCUCAGUGUCCAAAAAAAUACAUUUGAAAAACUCAACAGCAAUGUCUCUUUCCA